This is a messenger RNA of Phytophthora infestans T30-4, 2241 nucleotides long. Its product is annotated as protein kinase, putative. The record is from RefSeq and is a predicted model, not a curated record. Gene Ontology annotation, molecular function: ATP binding; protein kinase activity. NCBI's taxonomy places the organism in Eukaryota, Oomycota, Peronosporomycetes, Peronosporales, Peronosporaceae. The transcript is spliced from 2 exons. Gene Ontology annotation, biological process: protein phosphorylation. The coding region runs from base 1 to 2241 and encodes 746 amino acids.
AUGGAAAAAUACGUCAAGGUGCGUAAGAUUGGUCAAGGGAGUUAUGGAAGUGCGUUCUUGGCGACGAGGAAAUCCGCAGAUGCAAGUGAGCAGAAGCAGCAGUUUGUGAUCAAAGAAAUCGUGCUGGACCCUCGCGACCAGGCGAAUGCUCAACGAGAAGCUCGACUACUAGCAGCGCUGGAUCAUCCCAACAUUAUCGCUUGCAAAGAGAGCUUCUUACUAAAGCCAUCGACCUCCAGUUUAGCAUAUCUUGGACGUCAUCAACAGCGUCCUACGGUCUUGUGUAUCGUGACGGAGUUCGCAGACGGCGGAGAUUUGAGUAAUGAACUCGAGAAAAGAGCCAAACGCCGCGCGGUUUUCGAACCGGACGAGCUACUUGGUCUGUUCGUGCAGGUUUGUCUUGCACUUAAACAUCUUCACGACCGUAAAAUUCUGCAUCGCGACGUGAAACCGGCCAAUAUUUUCCUUACGAAGGCAGGUGUCGUGAAAGUUGGAGAUCUGGGCGUUGCCACAGUGCUAAGCCACACGUUGGCGUGUGCACAGACUUCCAUCGGGACUCCGUACUACACGGCACCUGAAAUCUGUCUGGGUAAGCGCUACAACGCCAAAGCAGACGUCUGGAGUCUGGGCUGUGUAUUGUUCGAGAUGGCGUCGUUCAUGCACGUCUUUGACGGUCGCAGUCAACGUCAAUUAUUUGAAAACAUCGUACGCGGCGUGACGCCCCAGCUACCGGCGUGUGGGAACUUGAACAGCAUCAAACGUGAGCUACAAGCCUUGGUGGAUGACAUGCUACGGAAGGAACCACGAGCUCGGCCAAGUGUGAACCAACUCAUCCGUCGACCUCUGGUAUUAGCUCGAAUCCAAACCUUCUUAUCGGCUCGUGCACUCGCCUCCGAGCUGAACCACACAGUACUUCAUGGAGAGAAUAUCUUCCGAAAGAAGAUAGUACUUGAAGACAAACCCGUGACCAUCGCUCAGCAGAUACGUCGUGCCGAACCCGUUGCUCGAGUUCCAUCAAUGAACGCUGUUGCUAAACCUUCUCGUCAGCAACAAAAACUGAGGAGAACUCCUGAAAGAGUGGACUCUCUGUUGGGUGCUAGUCGAAAAGCUCGAGGCCUCCCUGGUGGUCCUUUCAGACGUAUUCAAAGACUAAUUCAACCAGCUCGAGCUCCUGUCAAAGCCCCCAACGUCGCUAAGCAACGUGCAGUACCUGCCAAGACAAAGCGAGUAGGAUCGCAGAGUUCAGCACAAGUCAAGGCGAAACUUAAAGCUCAACUCGAAGCCAACAAAGCCGCUGCUGCCGCAGUGGCUGCACUUCCUGACCCUCCAACCACGUUGAAGUUAAAAGACAAAGAUCACAGUCACAAUGGAAUCUCAGAACGUGCAGCAGCAUUCAACGCAAAGGUGACUCCGUCAAAGGCAGUCGUGAAGAAAACUGGCGUGUCUAGUAAAUCUAAGCAACCUGCACGAGCGUAUCCGAAGCCGACGGCCAUUGGAGUCUCUGGCAAAACACUCAAAAGCAGUAAGCAAACUCCUUCGCCAGCUCCAAUGGGAAGUCGUCGCCAACCCUCGAAACAAAAAACUCCAAUAUCAGCGCCAAGACCUCGAGGCGCUGUAGUCGGUAAGAGUCAGCCAUCGUUUCGAGAACAUCGACUAGAGUUCCAGCGAAAGAACCGUGAUCAACCUCGCACUCCACUGGCGUCUCCACUGGACGACCCCGUCAUUUUGGUUCAGCAACUACCCGACUUUAAGUCUCCUCCAGCCACUGUAUCUCCUCCUCCAGCCCCAACAACUCUCACCUCGUCCUUACCAGAAUGCACAGACAAAGAUCCUCCUUCAACACCCAAUCCAGACGACGAACAAGAACAAGACUUAACUUCUCUUCCAUGGAUGGCAAACCUAGAGUUCGAGCGCAUGGUGCUGCAACUUAAAAGCGCUAUCGAGUCCGACACUACGAGUGACGACGAGAACGACGAAGAAGAUGAGAACUCGGACGAGACCUUCGAUCCCAACUCUUCUCCUCCACCAUAUUCCACAAACCCACUGGAGAUCUUGAGCAUCUCCGUUCUGGAAGACUCAACCUUCCGUUCGGCACUUCAAAAACGUAUCCAACAGCUCAAACCGAACACUGCAGCUCCAUCUACCGACCAAGUUACUGAAGAAAACGUCGAAGACCAUGUCGAUCCAACACAACAAGCUACACUUCAGUGGAUGCAGACGUACAUCACGUCUCUACUGUAA